AUGGCUCUGAUGAAAAGGUGCUACGUCCUCAGCUCAGUUCCAGGAGCUACGUCCACAGCUCAGUUCCAGGAGCUACGUCCUCAGCUCAGUUCCAGGAGCUACGUCCUCAGCUCAGUUCCGUGUGCUACGUCCCCAGCUCUGUUUCAGGUGCUACGUCCCCAGUUCUGUUCCAGGUGCUACGUCCCCAGCUCUGUUCCAGGUGCUACGUCCUCAGCUCAGUUUCAGGUGCUACGUCCCCAUCUCUGCUCCAGGUGCUACGUCCCCAUCUCUGCUCCAGGUGCUACGUCCCCAGUUCUGUUCCAGGUGCUACGUCCCCAUCUCUGCUCCAGGUGCUACGUCCCCAUCUCUGCUCCAGGUGCUACGUCCCCAUCUCUGCUCCAGGUGCUACGUCCACAGCUCAGGUCCAGGAGCUACGUCCUCAGCUCUGUUCCAGGUGCUACGUCCCCAGCUCUGUUCCAGGUGCUACGUCCCCAGCUCUGUUUCAGGUGCUACGUCCCCAGCUCAGUUCCAGGUGCUACGUCCCCAGCUCUGUUCCAGGUGCUACGUCCCCAGCUCUGUUCCAGGAGCUACGUCCCCAGCUCUGUUCCAGGAGCUACGUCCCCAGCUCUGUUUCAGGUGCUACUUCCUCAGCUCUGUUCCAGGUGCUACGUCCCCAGCUCUGUUUCAGGUGCUACGUCCUCAGCUCAGUUCCAGGUGCUACGUCCUCAGCUCUGUCUCAGGUGCUACGUACUAAGCUCUGUUCCAGGUGCUACGUCCCCAGCUCUGUUCCAGGUGCUACGUCCCCAGCUCUGUUUCAGGAGCUACGUCCUCAGCUCUGUCUCAGGUGCUACGUCCUCAGCUCAGUUCCAGGAGCUACGUCCUCAGCUCAGUUCCAGGUGCUACGUCCAUGAAACAGCCUAUGUGUGUGUCUGUGGGUGUGUGGUUGUGUGUCUGGGUGUGUGUUGUGGUUGUGUGUCUGGGUGUGUGUUGUGGUUGUGUGUUUGUUGUGGUUGUGUGUCUGUGUGUGUUGUGGUUGUCUGUGUGUGUUGUGGUUGUCUGUGUGUGUUGUGGUUGUGUGUGUGUGUUGUGGGGUGUGCCCGGCCCCCUGAGGUGAUGGAUGCUGGUGGGAGGCUGUUAUGCCACAAGGUGAAAGUGUCCAUUAAUCAGGCCCACUUCCUGCAGGCCGUGGCGUUCGUGGCGUUCCCAUUACCGUGGCGUUCCCAUUACCACCGCACUCGGUGCGGCCUGAUUGGUUUUUAA
This is a messenger RNA of Knipowitschia caucasica, 1239 nucleotides long. Lineage: Eukaryota; Metazoa; Chordata; Actinopteri; Gobiiformes; Gobiidae. The record is from the annotation of a GenBank genome assembly.